AUGCUUCGAUUUCCUUUCUGUGUACAUACGCUGGCACUUCCUCUUUCACUUAAGCGUCCAUUCAUUUCUCACAAUUCGGAAUUCUUGACAAUCGUUCUGGUGGAGUUGAAAAGCACGCUAUACAGCACCUUAGACCUAUUGCUUGACUUGGGAGAUCCUCGGAGACCAGCAGUGUCAGCAUUUUUUCAUUUCUCUAGGCAAGGUAAGCAGGCACUAGAACGCUCAAAUGCCAUCUAUGAAGCUAAUGAGUCUUCGCAGAGUCUUAUCGAAGGACUUCUUACCACCAUGACUGGACUUACGCACAUCGUAGCCACUGAUUUCACUGCACCGGGUAGAACACGAGACGCCGAAGCAAAUCUACUCGACCCGCAGUGGUACACUGACCUGAGAAGCCUGCAUAUACAGAUGAACACCUUCGUGACCAAACUCCUGCUUAAUACCAGCAGCCACAAGCCUCGAACUUAUGGAGUCCGGUAUGAAGUUGGGAAAAGUCUAGAAGUCAUUCUCUCUGCCGGCUCCUUCGAGACGCCAAGUAAGCAGGGAAUCAAACUUCUCGCACAGAGACUACUUAUGCUGAGCGGCAUUGGACCUCCAGAAGAACUCUCGCGUCACGGCAUCAAAACGACAGUUUCUUCCCUUGGUGUAGGCAGGAAUCUGCAAGACCGAUUCGAGUAUGGCAAGACUCCUUCAGCAUUCUCCUCGACAAAGGCCUGCACAUUCAACUAUAAAAAUCCAGAUCUAUGCGAUGCCUUUCUUGAUCGACAUCCGUUCCCGCUGAUUUUAUACAGGCUCUUAAGAGGUGAAAGCCACCCCAGAUCCUUCCAGGCGCUCGCUGUCACGCUGCGGUCUUCCGUCGCAGCACAAUGGGAACCUGAUGUCUAUAUCAGCGGUGCUCCAGCGUUCUUCCGACGUUAUCACCCAAACUAUGCAUCAGAAGCUGUCGCUGAUCCUAUGCAUUGGACCUGGAUCAUUCUCAAGGCCCAGUCGCGGAAUAGGGGAGGCAGGGUGACGCUUCGCUCGACCAAUCCCUUUGCUAUGCCUGAAAUCCAGUUCAAUAGCUUUUCCACUAGCGGCAACGAGGAUGUUCAAGCUAUUAUGGAUGCAGUUGAUUUUGGUCGUCGGGCCUUUGCUGAUUUGAUUCCUCUUGGAGGCGAUGGCUUCACUGAGAACAGUCCUGGCGAAGCGCAGUUUCCUUCGCGGUCCUCUCAAUUGGCUCAGGACAUCCGCGAUAAAGCUUGGGGUUAUCAACACUUGCUGAUCACAGAAUUCUUCGCUUUCUGUAGUGCUUGCGGCACUGCUCGGAUUGGUGCACAAGGCGAUCCUUACGCUGUACUCGACAGUGACUUCCGAGUCAACGGCGUAGACGGUCUACGAGGGGUAGAUGGCUCAAUCUGGCCCAGAACUCCUGGUUUCUUCCUUGCUCUUCCCGUUCACAUUUCUGCCGAGAAGGCAGCAGAUGUGAUUACCGGCAAGGCUCCAGAUCCGUAUUUUGCGACUCCAGACGCAGGCGGUCUUCUCGGCACACUUGGAAAUGGUCCCGUAGGAGGCGUUGUCUCACGCCUGACUGGACAAGGUGAAAGUGCCGGUCUUGGUCUUUUCGUAGGUUUGGUCGUGCCGUCCAAGAUGUUCGCUGUGGCUGACAGAGUCUCUAGGAUAACACGCAGCCAACAGGCGACUAUCCACCAGGCCAGUAAGAAGCUGCCUUCUACUCGAUUCAGCGUUCAAACUGCCGCUGUCCCCGUCGAGAAAGUGUGCAUGAAAUCUCGAGCAGGCUAUAGUCGGACUCUGCAUAGAAAAGGUCCAUGUGCGGACGAUGGAGAAGUUCCCAGAACCACAAACCUGCUGUAUUGGCCCCUUUACUCCUCAGAAGCUCUGCCAAGUCGCAUGAACGCAUUUGCUGUAGGCAUCAGAAAUUUUAGGAUAUCCAGUUCAAGCCUUUCCACCAGACAGCAGCUCUCUUUCUACAAUGCCACCAUGGUGACACAGGAAAGCUACACGAAUAUGAUAACCAUCCCUUCCAUUUCUGCCUCUUACAUCGGACCUGUACAUGUUCAUCAUCGCCGGAGUGUGCGGGUGGCGGGCGUGGAGCUCGUGGCGGUCGUCUUCUGGCCGACGGCAUUGUCAAUACAGCACUUCUGA
This is a messenger RNA of Pseudocercospora fijiensis CIRAD86, 2139 nucleotides long. RefSeq lists its product as uncharacterized. The coding region runs from base 1 to 2139 and encodes 712 amino acids. Gene Ontology annotation, molecular function: oxidoreductase activity, acting on CH-OH group of donors; flavin adenine dinucleotide binding. Lineage: Eukaryota; Fungi; Ascomycota; Dothideomycetes; Mycosphaerellales; Mycosphaerellaceae. The record is from RefSeq and is a predicted model, not a curated record. The transcript has 17 exons.